This is a messenger RNA of Falco peregrinus (peregrine falcon), 4503 nucleotides long. Its product is annotated as heme-binding protein 1-like. The coding region runs from base 112 to 927 and encodes 271 amino acids. The record is from RefSeq and is a predicted model, not a curated record. The transcript has 5 exons. NCBI's taxonomy places the organism in Eukaryota, Metazoa, Chordata, Aves, Falconiformes, Falconidae.
GCAGCCCGCGGGAGGGCAGGCACACCCCGCUCCCGCCCCCCCGCCCUCAAAUCCCCGGGCAGGGCGAGCCCUUCAUAAGGCGGCGCGGGCAGCGCUCCCCGGCUGGGCGCGAUGGAGACGGGCGGGUGCCGCAUGGGCGGCGCGGAGCCGGGCGCCCCGGCCAUGAUCACCCUGGAGGACCUGGACGGGAUGGCGGAGGAGAGCCCCGACUCGGCGUACCACAGCAACGGCAGCAGCCUGGAGGAGGAGGCCGAGCGCAUGGAGGACGAGGAGCAGGAGCGGCUGCUGAGCUACUGGCAGAGCGUGGGCCGAGGGCACCAGGUGGACGUGCCCCGGGACAUGGCAGAGCCAAUUCAGCAGCUGACUAGAAACAACAACCCCCAGGAGAGACAGACCAUCCCAUUUACUCUGAUCCACCGCAAAGAAAAGCUUGGAGAUCUGCUUUAUGAAAAACGUCAAUAUGGGAAAGCCAAGUGGGCUUGUAUAAAAAUGAAAGAAAAGCAGUAUGAACAGAGCAUAUGCCUUGGAUUCAUGAAGCUUAUGAGGUACAUUUGUGAGCAGAAUUCCUCAGGACUGUACUUGGGGAUAACAAUACCCAUUGUGACCAUAGUCCAUACAAAUGAAUCUCAAUCGGCGAUGACACAGUCAGUGACAGUAGCGUACUACCUGCCUGAAGUGCUGCAGGAUGAGCCACCUCACCCUUUUGACUCUGACAUCAGCAUUGAAGAAUGGCCUUCUACUAUUGUUUAUAGUAGGAGCUUCAGAGGAAUCACCAAUGAAGACUCUAUAAUGAGAGAAAUAAACCUGUUGGCAGAAAUUCUGGAGAGUCCCGAGUUAUGUUUGCAGGAUACAUUCAUCAUUGCAGGAUAUACAAACCCAGCUGCUGCCAAUCGACACAACGAGAUCUGGUUCCUCCAGAGACCAUAGCCUCCCCUUUCCGAUGCUCGUCAGCCACAAGAAUCAGUUCUGAUUUACUGGCAGAAUCUUACACGUGAAUUGCAUGAGACUAGAUGUCAGACCCUCAAAGAUUUUAGACAUGUGGCUUUUAGCCAGUUUAGCAAGGCAAUCGCUCCAAUUUAAUAAUCAGAGGUAACACCUGAAACAGUUUCCUGUGUCAACUUUUACAGUUUUUACGCAAUUUUUAAUGGAGAUAUUUAGCACUUUAAAAGUUAGUUCACCUUAUCUUUUUUUUUUUUUUUAACAAGAUAAGGGAGACAGAGACCUCUCUCCUCGUCCCCUUACUAGCAUCUCUAGACUGCUGGUGGCCUAGGACAGUGCUAGGGGAGACCCUGGAGCCCCCACCCUAGCCACCUAGUGCUGCACCAGCUACACAAGGACCCUGGUGGGGCUUUCAGCGGGACACACAGUAAAACCACCUCACACGUGCAGGCUACGCUUCAGGAAAAGAAUGUUCAGGUCUUAAUUUCUGAAGGUAACUACCAGAUUUAGACCACUGGGAUUAAACCAAGGAGUAAGAGUAGGCCAAUGCUGACUGCUUUUAACAUCAUCAUCUGUGGAACAGAGAUUCUUAAUGCUUACCUCAAAAAGCAUUCAACCAAAGUACUUCUAACUUUGAGAAGAGGCCAAGAAAGCAGAACAGUCUUACUGCUCACUAAAGUUUUGAUAGCAAAAACUAAAGUUACCUUGAUCACACACACAUAGUAAUGCCAUGACUAUAUUUGGCAUUCCUUAAUAGAAAGUGGUUAUUUCUAACUCUUCAGAUUUCUGAGCAUGUUCUUCUUACAGCUUUGCUGAAUGUUAAAACACUGCAGCUGAAGUCAUUAAUUUGUUCAGUACCUUUUACACUUUUAUGGCAGUACCACACUACUAAUGUUGUAAGUGACACAAAUACUUCACAGAAUCACAGAAAAAAAUUCAGUAAGAAGUGACCUCUGGCAGUCACCCAGCCCAGCCCUCUGCCGAAGGCAGGGCCCGCGCUGCUGGCAGAGCAGGCUGCUUAGGGCCUCACACCCCCAGAUUUUACUUAUCUCCAGGGAUAAGGAGCCCAUAACCCCUCUGGGCCCAACUCCAGUAUUUGACCAUCCUCACUGUGAGAAUUUUUCCCUUCCUAAUAUCUAAUUUUCUAUGUUACAGCUUGUUUCUUUUACCCUUCAUCCAUAUGAUAACUCUUGAAGCAGACAGCUGGUGGUCUGGCACACUGUGAGUGAAAGCCAAGCUGACACAGCUCUGUGCACAUCAGGUCUGAGAGCAGCAUGCACACUUUGCUGUUCACCACAGUUAAAGAGUGCCUGCUGCUCUGGAGAAUUGGGGGUAGCAAAGUUUUGCUCUCAAAAAUCGCUUCUUAAUGUCUCCUCUUUCUUACGGAUACAAAGGUAGAGUUUAAUCUUAGUAGAAGUAAAUUAAAUUUUAUAUACAAAGACGUUAAGUGCAUCACCAGCACUAUUUAUGGAUUACAGGAUUUAGGCUUUAAAUAGAGCUUUUGUGUUCUUCAGUUACAACAUACAAACUGCAACCAGAGCCAGCGUCUGCUAGCUUUACAGUAGUCAGCUGGCAAGCCAAACCAAUUUCUGUAGUACUUCUGAAUGAACGUAUAGGUCUCAAGAACUUUAAACAUCCCAGUUCCAUAAGGCGCUCUGCUGCACAAAACCAACUUUAUGCUUAACCUAAAACCUCUUGUUGAGCAGCAGGAUCAGAGAGUGCUGGCUGGCCCUGGCUGACUGGGCUUAAGCAUGACCAAGGUGCCCUCUGGUGAUUGCUGCCCACAGAUCUGCUGGGGAGACAGCAAGGAGAAGGGUGGGGGGAGAGAGAAAAGCCUUAGUUUUAAUACAAACAAACUGAUAGUCUGGGGGGAAGAGGGAAAAAGAAAACCCCAAACCAAAACAGCAAUCCUCGCUUCUUCUGAACCUGUAGCUGUUCAGAUACCCUGCACUAGUCCAGCAUUCAUAGACAUUCAUAUUGCCACAAAUUAACUGGAUGUUAAACUGAGGUGGGGGGGAUCUCAAAACAAGACAGUGGGUUUGGGGCCUUUCUUACUCCAGCCAGAAAGCUAUCAAGUCUGGUUUGCCAGGUGACAGGACAAAUGCUUGUGUCAGUUGUGGCCACAAGUAGGAACCGCUUUGUCUGUUGUGCUAAUUUAAAUGCACAUCAAAGGAAUUCUUACUUAACAGAAGGAGACUAUGAAGGUACCUGUCACGUCUCUUAUUCUUCUCAGUUUGUUUGAGAUACAGGAUCAUGGCCCUGAGGAGGGGAAAAAAAAACACCAAAACCAACAACUUCCUUUUCAAUAUGUUGGAUCGUAUCCCUCUUGAUUUUUAUUUAUUUUGCUUUUUAUUUAUUUUUAACAUUUCCUCAGACUGCUGGAAAUGCCAGCCAGUAUUAAAGUGAAAGCUAACAAAUUAAUGACAAUGUUUUUAAAAACAAAGUUGAGUAGAAGGCCCAGGGAGGCAUUAAAUAACAGGUUUUGGUUUCCCCUCAUCUGGCCUCCCAAAUAUUUUCACAAGAGACAAUAAAAAGUUUUCACCUUUGACAAGAUUUUAUGGCAAACUGAGGAAGUUUUUGCAAUUUGAUUGCUUUUGCCAAUUAUAUUAAUGCUUUGGCACAGCGGUAUCAUAGCUGUUGAAAGUAGUUAAAUCCUCUCACCAUAAAGUACUGGUUUGUACAUACUUUACAUUUUAAAUGUCUAUUGCAAAAAGCAUUUGCUAUAUCUUAUGUCUCUUUCCAUAGGCAAUCUUCACCUAAAUACUUCUGUGACUCAGCUACUUGUCAGUAUGUUAUAGAAACAUUCUUGUUACUGAAAUAUAAAAAUAAUUUAUCUGAAUGUGCUGAUAUCCUAACUGCAGCAAAGUGUUCAGUGUUGUUUUAUGUAAAACUGUGAAUUCCAAGAUAGUAUUUAUUUUGACUUAUGUUAGACAGCUUCUGCUGCUGGGAAAGAACCCAUUAAUCUCAAGUUUGAAGAUACACUUUAUGGCUAUGGAAUGUCACAGCAACCUCCGUAACUGGCCCUCACAAGCACGGGCAUAAAGAAUUGCAGGUUUUAACCAACACACAAAUAAAGCUUACCUAAUAGUUACACCAGUGAAUGCCACGGAAACAUCACUGUUACUCAAAUACAUAAUUUCAGACAGUUUGAAAACAUUAUGUCAAGCAUGGUUAUCUCCUGUUAUCGGAAUAGGUAUUUUAUUAUCCAUCUGUGGCUCUACUUUGUAAGCCAUUAAUUAAUGGAUUUUAAAUUUGAAGUUAUUAGAUUUCCACUAUUCAAAGGAGAUAAUAAAACAGAAUUCACCCAUAUUUUUUGAAGAUUAAAUUAAGUAGCCUUAACAGAUAAAUGUUGUCCUGCAUACUGUGUAUUUUUCAAACAAGCAUUAGUGCCUAAGAAGUUUACUCCAGCUAUUGUGAUACUCAGGGCCUUGCUUAUUGUAUGUACACAAAUAUAAUUUUCCCGUUGUGUUAUUGCAUUGUGCUGUUUCACACUGUCCUUCAUUUUCACUGAAGUGUUGUCUUGUUUACUGUUACUGUUUGUCAAAAUUAAAGAUAAUGAUUGUA